This is a messenger RNA of Acytostelium subglobosum LB1, 1266 nucleotides long. RefSeq lists its product as hypothetical. Gene Ontology annotation, cellular component: membrane. NCBI's taxonomy places the organism in Eukaryota, Evosea, Eumycetozoa, Acytosteliales, Acytosteliaceae. The transcript has 4 exons. The record is from RefSeq and is a predicted model, not a curated record. Gene Ontology annotation, biological process: ammonium homeostasis; ammonium transmembrane transport. The annotation marks the transcript as partial. Gene Ontology annotation, molecular function: ammonium channel activity.
GGAAGAUAUAAGAUGACAACCGAAUCAUCAUCAUCUUUAUCAUCUUUAUCUUCUUCCUCCUCAGAUGACUUUGGCGCAACAUGGAUACUUGAUGCUGCCAAUCUUGUCUUUUUCCUACAAGCAGGGUUCGGUAUGAUAGAGGCAGGAAUGGUACGAGCAAAGAAUACAAAGAGUAUAUUGUUAAAGAAUUUGAUUAAUACAGCGAUAGGAGCGAUAGGGUUCUAUUGCUUUGGACACGCAUUCGCAUUUGGACCCGAUUGGUCCAAUGGAUUCAUUGGCUUUGGAAGCUUUUUCCUGCGCGACUAUAAUAACUACGCCUACUGGCUGAUACAGUGGGCCUACGCGUCCACCGCCACAACGAUUGCAACGGGCGCAAUGGCCGAACGCACACAAAUGCCCUGCUACCUGCUGUUCUCCCUAUUACAGACGACGCUGAUCUACCCCGUCGUUGCGCAUUGGAUAUGGAGCAGCGGCAACGGAUGGCUGGCCAGCUUGGGCAUCGCAGACUUUGCCGGUGGCGCCGUAGUGCACAUCGUCGCUGGCGCCUGCGGAGCGUGUGGCAGCUUCUUGCUGGGGCCUCGCAUCGGUCGAUUCGACCACGACAAUGGGCGACCCAAGACACUGCCCGGCCACAACGUCGUGCUGACGUCGUUAGGCGCCAUGAUCCUCUGGUACUCAUGGUACGGAUACACGAGCGGAGCAUCAAUUGGAAUGGCGUCAACCAUGUCAAUAUCAAGAGUAUCAAUUGUUGCAACACUGUCGGGCGCCACCGGCCUCCUCACUGUGUUGGCCAUUGGAAGAGUGUUCACUGGACAAUACGACCUAGUCAGAGGCAUCAACGGUCUAGUAGUUGGUCUAGUAUCCUCCACAGCUGGAUGUGCCUAUAUCGAACCAUGGGCAGGAAUCAUUGUAGGAUUUGUUGGAGCAGUUAUAUAUUAUGUAUCAUCAUGGAUACUACUGAAUUGGGCAAAGAUAGAUGACCCAGUAGAUGCGACAUCAGUGCACUUGUUUGGUGGAGCAUGGAGUGUGAUUAGCUUGGCAUUCUUUGCAUCACAUGGCAAGGCCAAUGGUAUAUUCUAUGGUGGUGGAAUCGGACUGCUAUGGGUACAAUUGGUUGGUGUCGCGAUGGCAACGAUGUGGGCUAUUUGCGUAUCGACAGUGUUCUUCUUGGUGAUGAAGUAUAUGAAUUGGUUCAGAGUGGAUGUGGACACAGAGUUGGCAGGACUGGACAACAUGAAUCAUGGAGGAGCAGCAUAUAUAUUCGAU